GACUCGGUCUUUUGACAAUCAGCUGUCCGGAUUCGAUCGUUAGAUGACAAAAGUAGCUUAAAAGAUCGAUAACGUCUAAUCGAUUUUGUUUUACCUUUCGAUUUUUGACGAUCUGUCAUCGCGAUAACUUUAAAAGAAAACAGCUUACAUCACUAGUAACCUAAAAAUUUAAAAAAUACGACAUCAACAAGACGCUGAAAUUCUGUUUAUUUCCGUUUUUUGUGAAAAAAACUGUAACGUACGUGAUAAAUAUUGGGUUAAUAAUAUUAACUGCGUUAAUACACUUUUGUUUAACUGUUAGUGUAAGUAAAAUUUGCGUAGAAAAUGUUCAACCAACUGGGUGGCGGUGGCGCGAAUCCGAAUAAGGACCUAGAGGUGACUUCGCCCCCUGAUGAUACGGUGUCAGCGCUGGAGUUCUCGCCACCGAGCGUGCCUCAGACCUUCCUAGUCGCCGGCAGUUGGGACUGCAGAGUAAGAUGCUGGGAGGUGGAAGGCACAGGCAAGACUGUGCCAAAAGCCGUACAAGGCAUGGAUGGGCCUAUACUGGACGUUGCUUGGCAUGAUGAUGGCUCCAAAGUAUUCAUGGCAUCCACAGACAAGAGCGUCAAAUGCUGGGAUCUUGCUGCUAAUCAGACUGUACAGGUAGCCGCUCACGACGCGCCGGUGCGCACGUGCCACUGGGUGAAGGCUCCCAACUACACCUGUCUGAUGACCGCCUCCUGGGAUAAGACCCUUAAGUUUUGGGAUACGCGGAGUGCCGUCCCGAUUAUGACGAUGAACCUGUCCGAGAGAUGUUACUGCGCUGAUGUGGAUUACCCAAUGGCAGUAGUGGGCACAGCUGACCGGGGUGUCUGCCUGUACACCUUGGAGGGCAAGCCUGCAGAGUUCAAGCGCAUAGAGUCACCUCUCAAGCACCAGCACCGCUGCGUGGCCAUCUUCAAGGAUAAGAAGACCAAGCAGCCCGCGGGCUUCGCGCUCGGCAGCGUGGAGGGCAGGGUCGCCAUACAGUACGUCAACCCCGCCAACCCCAAGGACAACUUCACCUUCAAGUGCCAUCGCUCCACUGGCACCACUGCUGGAUAUCAGGACAUCUACGCAGUAAACGACAUAGCGUUCCACCCCUCUCACGGUACCCUGGCUACCGUCGGCUCGGACGGGUCCUACUCGUUCUGGGACAAGGACGCGCGCACCAAGCUCAAGUCGUCCGAGACCAUCGACCAGCCGCUCACCAAGUGCGCCUUCAAUCAUAGCGGCCAGAUCUUCGCGUAUUCUGUGGGCUAUGACUGGUCUAAGGGUCACGAACACUUCAAUCCAAACAAGAAGAACUUCAUCUACCUGCGGCCGUGCUUUGAAGACCUGAAGCCGAGAUCCACAUAAGUUAUGACGUCAUAUUUAUGAGAUGGCGUUACAUUAAAGUUCCAUAUCCAAUGAGGGCUACAUUCCCUAAUAAACAUAUACCGGGUGUUAGUGACAUCGUAACGAAUAUCGAGAGGGAUGAUUCAGACUAUGAUUCUGAGUUGAUAUGAAGCGGAAUUUGCUGUCGGAAAAUUCAUGAUUUUUUUUUCAAUUGUUUUCAGUUCCAUACUUUUGCGACGCAAAAUUU
Messenger RNA from Pectinophora gossypiella (pink bollworm), 1603 nucleotides. It is a transcript of the gene Rae1, whose product is annotated as protein Rae1. The coding region runs from base 325 to 1377 and encodes 350 amino acids. Gene Ontology annotation, cellular component: nuclear pore. The transcript has 9 exons. The record is from RefSeq and is a predicted model, not a curated record. Lineage: Eukaryota; Metazoa; Arthropoda; Insecta; Lepidoptera; Gelechiidae. Gene Ontology annotation, biological process: RNA export from nucleus; transcription-dependent tethering of RNA polymerase II gene DNA at nuclear periphery. Gene Ontology annotation, molecular function: RNA binding; ubiquitin binding.